Molecule: messenger RNA, 805 nt
Organism: Serpula lacrymans var. lacrymans S7.9
Lineage: Eukaryota; Fungi; Basidiomycota; Agaricomycetes; Boletales; Serpulaceae
Exons: 8
Coding region: 62-703 (213 amino acids)
Source: RefSeq, a predicted model, not a curated record
UAGUACUACCACUGAGAGAAACGAGCAUCUCUGCACCUACACUCAACUAAAAACUAAGAUCAUGGCUGGAAAGCUCAACGUUCUCUCACACCCUAUCGUGAAUGCAAGACUUUCUCAACUCAGACAGACAAGCACUAGCUCCAAGGAUUUCCGAGAGGGAAUCCAUGAUAUCAGUUUGAUCUUGGGCCUAGAGGCAUCUCGAAAUCUUGAGGAGGAUAAGUUUCUUGGUGAAACACCUAUAGGGCCAUUUACGGGUACUGUAAUCAAGCCAAAGGUGGGCCUGACACCCAUUCUGCGGGCAGGUUUAGGAAUGACUGAGGCCUUGCUGAAUCUGUUCCCGACAGCCCCAGUUUAUCAUCUUGGCCUAUUCCGGGAGAAAGUAAGCUUGCAGCCAGUCGAAUAUUAUUCCAAGCUCCCGUCUGAGCCACCGAUAGAUUUAUGUUUCCUUCUAGAUCCCUUAAUAGCCACGGGCGGAACGGCUUGUGCUGCUCUUAGCAUGAUCGUAGACUGGGGUCUUCCGAUAUCUAACAUCAAACUCUUGUGCGUUCUUGGCUCUGAAGAAGGUCUUAAGCACGUGCAAGCUGAGUUUCCCGGACUUGAGAUAUGGGUGGCUGCUGUAGAUGCUCACCUCACUGCUGAUGGUUUGAUAUCUCCUGGUCUGGGUGAUACAGGAGACCGUCUGUUCCACACCAUCCGAGAGUAGAGCAAGGAGAAUAGUUGUAUUACCACUUUUUUUUCGUGUCAAGGUGUACAUUUCAAUUUCAUAUGUAUUGGAUAGACUCACUUAUAAAGCUUGCAUUGAUCU